AUGUCCGAGAACGCUGAAACCUUCGCAUUCCAAGCUGAGAUCGCUCAGUUGAUGAGCUUGAUCAUCAACACCUUCUACAGCAACAAGGAAAUCUACUUGCGUGAAUUGAUCUCAAAUGCUUCUGAUGCUCUCGAUAAAAUCCGCUACCAGGCACUCACAGAGCCAUCCGAGCUUGACACCGGAAAGGAACUCUUCAUCAAAAUCACUCCAAACAAGGAGGAGAAGACCCUCACCAUCAUGGAUACCGGAAUUGGAAUGACCAAGGCUGAUCUCGUUAACAACCUCGGAACCAUCGCCAAGUCUGGAACCAAGGCCUUCAUGGAGGCUCUCCAAGCUGGAGCCGAUAUCUCUAUGAUCGGACAAUUCGGAGUCGGAUUCUACUCUGCCUUCCUCGUCGCUGACAAGGUCGUCGUCACCUCCAAGAACAACGAUGAUGACAGCUACCAAUGGGAGUCGUCCGCAGGAGGAUCCUUCGUCGUUCGUCCAUACAACGACCCAGAGCUCACCCGUGGAACCAAGAUCACCAUGUACAUCAAGGAGGAUCAGGUUGACUUCCUCGAGGAGCGCAAGAUCAAGGAGAUCGUCAAGAAGCACUCUCAAUUCAUCGGAUACCCAAUCAAGCUUGUGGUUGAGAAGGAGCGCGAGAAGGAGGUCGAGGAUGAGGAAGCCGUCGAGUCCAAGGACGAGGAAAAGAAAGAAGGAGACGUCGAGAAUGUCGGAGAAGAUGCCGAUGCCGAGAAGGACAAGAAGAAGACCAAGAAGAUCAAGGAGAAGUACUUCGAGGAUGAAGAGCUCAACAAGACCAAGCCAAUCUGGACCAGAAACCCAGACGAUAUCUCCAACGAGGAGUACGCCGAGUUCUACAAGAGCUUGUCCAAUGACUGGGAGGACCAUCUCGCUGUCAAGCAUUUCUCCGUUGAGGGACAACUCGAGUUCCGUGCUCUUCUCUUCGCACCACAAAGAGCUCCAUUCGAUCUCUUCGAGAACAAGAAGAGCAAGAACUCCAUCAAGCUCUACGUUCGUCGUGUCUUCAUCAUGGAGAACUGCGAGGAGCUCAUGCCAGAGUACCUCAACUUCAUCAAGGGAGUCGUCGACUCUGAGGAUCUUCCACUCAACAUUUCCCGUGAAAUGCUCCAACAAUCCAAGAUCUUGAAGGUCAUCCGCAAGAACCUUGUCAAGAAGUGCAUGGAGCUUUUCGACGAGAUCGCUGAGGACAAGGACAACUUCAAGAAGUUCUACGAGCAGUUCGGAAAGAACCUUAAGCUCGGAAUCCACGAGGACUCUACCAACCGCAAGAAGCUCUCCGAGUUCCUUCGCUACGCCACCUCUGCCGGAGAAGAGCCAACUUCCCUCAAGGAAUACGUUUCCCGCAUGAAGGAGAACCAAACCCAGAUCUACUACAUCACUGGAGAAUCCAAGGAAGUCGUCGCCGCUUCAGCAUUCGUUGAGCGCGUCAAGAGCCGUGGAUUCGAGGUCCUCUACAUGUGCGACCCAAUCGAUGAGUACUGCGUCCAGCAGCUCAAGGAGUACGACGGAAAGAAGCUCGUCUCUGUCACCAAGGAAGGACUCGAGCUCCCAGAAACUGAGGAGGAGAAGAAGAAGUUCGAGGAGGACAAGGUCGCUUACGAGAACCUCUGCAAGGUCAUCAAGGAUAUCUUGGAGAAGAAGAUCGAGAAGGUUGCCGUUUCCAACCGUCUCGUUUCUUCGCCAUGCUGCAUUGUCACCUCGGAGUACGGAUGGUCCGCCAACAUGGAGCGUAUCAUGAAGGCUCAGGCUCUUCGUGACUCGUCCACCAUGGGAUACAUGGCCGCCAAGAAACACCUUGAGAUCAACCCAGACCACGCUAUCAUGAAGACUCUUCGUGAGCGCGUCGAGGCUGACAAGAACGACAAGACUGUCAAGGACUUGGUUGUUCUUCUUUUCGAGACCGCUCUUCUCUCAUCAGGAUUCUCCCUCGAGGAGCCACAAUCCCACGCUUCCCGCAUCUACAGAAUGAUCAAGCUUGGUCUCGAUAUUGGAGAUGAGGACAUCGAGGAGUCCGCUGUUCCAUCAUCGUGCACCGCUGAGGCCAAGAUUGAAGGAGCUGAUGAGGAUGCUUCCCGCAUGGAGGAGGUCGACUAA
Messenger RNA from Caenorhabditis briggsae, 2121 nucleotides. It is a transcript of the gene Cbr-daf-21, whose product is annotated as Protein CBR-DAF-21. The transcript has 4 exons. Bases 1 to 2121 code for a protein of 706 amino acids. NCBI's taxonomy places the organism in Eukaryota, Metazoa, Nematoda, Chromadorea, Rhabditida, Rhabditidae. Gene Ontology annotation, cellular component: perinuclear region of cytoplasm; cytosol; plasma membrane. The record is from RefSeq and is a predicted model, not a curated record. Gene Ontology annotation, molecular function: ATP-dependent protein folding chaperone; ATP binding; disordered domain specific binding. Gene Ontology annotation, biological process: protein folding; protein stabilization; cellular response to heat.